CCGACGAAAUACUUUGUUUAUCAGAAGCAGAAAGUGUCAAGAAGCUAUUUAACCUUCUGUGCUUUAAAUUAAUGUUACUGCAACAAACGUCGCUAGCAGUUAACAUUGUUAGAGUUAGCUAGAAUGGCUUCACAGAAAACUGGUUUAAUAUUGUUACUUUGUGGUAUAAGUGUUAUCAGUGGUAGAAAUGCGGGACAAGUUGUCAGAACACCUGACGGUUAUCUUGUUAGUAAGACGCCAGCUACCUGGAAAGAAGCUUUUGUAUUUUGUGCACAGAAUGGAAUGGAUUUGGUUUCAAUCACUUCUGCAGAUGAAUUUGCAGCUGUAAUUGAAGCGCUAUUGAGUUCAAAAAUCAAUCAGCGUGGUUUUUGGACUUCUGGGACUCGCUUCGGGAACGGUGGGAAUGCUUUCGUAUGGUUCUCUACAGGAAAACCAGUCGUAUUCUCAGCGUUUGCAAACGGACAACCAGACAAUUAUAACAAUAAUGAAGAUUGUAUUGAAGUUCUGUCAUACUCGAAACCAGGAACCUGGGAAUGGAAUGACUAUCCUUGUACAGAGCGACGUGGAUUCAUUUGCCAAGAACGUAUUUGUUAGAAUUGUUAUUGUUUCUAAGCUUUAAGAUACAACUUGUUGUUUUAGUGUCUGACUGGAGAUAUAAACGUAAAUGCAAGAAGCUUUGCAAAUAAAAAUUAUUCACAUGCUGAGGAUUAAUAUGUUAUUACCCAUAUCAUAUUUUCUUCUAACUAUCAAUAAAGUGAUUCAUUGAA
Dendroctonus ponderosae (mountain pine beetle) is the source of this 767-nucleotide messenger RNA. Its product is annotated as lectin subunit alpha. Lineage: Eukaryota; Metazoa; Arthropoda; Insecta; Coleoptera; Curculionidae. The record is from RefSeq and is a predicted model, not a curated record. The coding region runs from base 124 to 594 and encodes 156 amino acids. The transcript is spliced from 3 exons.